Molecule: messenger RNA, 6919 nt
Organism: Artibeus jamaicensis (Jamaican fruit-eating bat)
Lineage: Eukaryota; Metazoa; Chordata; Mammalia; Chiroptera; Phyllostomidae
Gene: TLL1
Product: tolloid like 1
Exons: 21
Coding region: 647-3685 (1012 amino acids)
Biological process (GO): proteolysis
Molecular function (GO): metalloendopeptidase activity; calcium ion binding; zinc ion binding
Source: RefSeq, a predicted model, not a curated record
CUCACACUUUUGCUCUCCUUGCAGUCAGUUGGUUUGCUGGCUUCUGCAGGCUUUUAAGGUCUCGAGGCGUAGACAUGCCUGCCCCCCACCCCCUUCCUCGGUCUCCCCUUUCAGUUCAGAUGUGCUGAUGUGCAGACCGGAUUCAUCUUCCCGGAGCGGCGGCAGCGGGCGCAGGCGGCGGCGGCUCGCGUUUGGCCGCUGGGUCCCGGCAGCAGUGUGGGCGCGGCGCUGGAGCCCCAGCUCCGGUGGCAGCUGAGCCCCUGGGGCGCCGCUCGCCCGGCCCCGGCCGUGGGGAGUUCGGCCGCCAGAAGGACGACCUGGCAGGGUGCGAGCGCCCGCUCCGCUAGAGGCGAGUUGGCCCGCAGCUGCCCUCCCCGCCUCCGGGAGCCGAGCUCCUUACCUGCCCUCCAACCACCCGCGGGCCCCUCUCCAACUUCUUUCUGCAACUGGGGGUAACAGGCAGCCCUCGCCCCCUGUACUGUCCCAACGGCACCCGCAUGUCUCCGGACACCUGAACACCCCGGUCCCGCCGAGCAGCCUCCCCGCGCGGAGAAGGGCACCGGUCCCCCUCGCCCGGCACAUCCGCGCGGACCGCGGCCGCCUCCCCUCGCGGCCCGGCCCCCUCCUUUUCCUCCAGGGCCGGAGGAUGGGGCUGGAAACGCUUUCCCCGAGGAUGCUCGCGUGCCUGGCGGCCUUGGGGAUUAUUGUCUACGGGGAACUGUGGGUCUGCGCUGGCCUCGAUUAUGAUUACACUCUUGAGGGAAACGAAGAGGAUAAAGCGGAGAUGAUAGAUUACAAGGACCCCUGUAAAGCGGCUGUGUUUUGGGGUGAUAUUGCCUUAGAUGAUGAAGAGUUAAAUAUCUUUCAAAUUGAUAGGACAAUCGACCUUACACAGAACCCCUUUGGAAAAGUUGGACAUACCACAGGUGGAUAUGGAGAUCACGGUAUGUCACAGAAACGAGGGGCCCUCUACCAGCUUAUAGACCGGAUAAGAAGGACUGGCUCUGGCUCGGAACAAAACAACACAGUUAAGGAAAAAGUACCUCUAAAAUUCUCAGGGCAAAAUGAGAAAAAUCGAGUUCCCAGAGCUGCUACGUCAAGAACUGACAGAAUAUGGCCUGGAGGCGUGAUUCCUUAUGUUAUAGGAGGCAACUUCACUGGCAGCCAGCGAGCCAUGUUCAAGCAGGCCAUGAGGCACUGGGAAAAGCACACAUGUGUGACUUUCAUUGAAAGAAGUGAUGAAGAGAGUUACAUCGUAUUCACGUACAGACCUUGUGGAUGCUGCUCCUAUGUAGGUCGGCGGGGUAAUGGACCUCAGGCAAUUUCCAUCGGCAAGAACUGUGAUAAAUUUGGAAUUGUUGUUCAUGAAUUGGGCCAUGUGAUAGGCUUUUGGCAUGAACACACGCGACCAGAUCGAGAUAACCACGUAACCAUCAUAAGAGAGAACAUCCAGCCAGGUCAAGAGUAUAAUUUUCUGAAGAUGGAGCCUGGAGAAGUGAACUCGCUGGGAGAAAGAUAUGACUUUGACAGUAUCAUGCACUAUGCCAGGAACACCUUCUCAAGGGGGAUGUUCCUGGACACUAUUCUCCCUUCUCGUGAUGACAAUGGCAUACGCCCUGCAAUCGGUCAGCGAACGCGUUUAAGCAAAGGAGAUAUUGCACAGGCAAGAAAGCUGUAUAGAUGUCCAGCGUGUGGAGAAACCCUACAAGAAUCCAACGGCAACCUUUCCUCUCCAGGAUUUCCAAACGGCUACCCUUCUUACACACACUGCAUCUGGAGAGUGUCUGUGACCCCCGGAGAGAAGAUUGUUUUAAACUUUACCACGAUGGACUUAUACAAAAGCAGUUUGUGCUGGUAUGACUACAUUGAAGUAAGAGAUGGGUAUUGGAGGAAGUCCGCGCUCCUGGGCAGAUUCUGUGGGGACAAACUGCCUGAAGUCCUCACCUCCACGGACAGCAGAAUGUGGAUCGAGUUCCGGAGCAGCAGUAAUUGGGUGGGAAAAGGCUUCGCGGCGCUCUAUGAAGCCAUCUGUGGAGGUGAGAUACGUAAAAACGAAGGGCAGAUUCAGUCUCCUAAUUAUCCCGAUGACUACAGACCGAUGAAAGAAUGUGUGUGGAAAAUAACAGUGACAGAAGCCUACUACGUCGGGUUGACCUUUCAGGCCUUUGAGAUCGAAAGACAUGACAACUGUGCCUAUGACUACCUAGAAGUUCGGGAUGGGACCAGUGAAAACAGCCCUUUGAUAGGGCGCUUCUGCGGUUACGAUAAACCUGAAGACAUCAAGUCUACCUCCAAUACUUUGUGGAUGAAGUUCGUUUCUGAUGGAACUGUGAACAAGGCAGGUUUUGCUGCCAAUUUUUUUAAAGAGGAGGACGAGUGUGCCAAACCUGACCGUGGAGGCUGCGAGCAGCGAUGUCUGAACACGCUGGGCAGUUACCAGUGUGCCUGCGAGCCUGGCUAUGAGCUGGGGCCGGACAAAAGGACCUGCGAAGCGGCUUGUGGCGGACUUCUCACCAAACUUAAUGGCACCAUAACCACUCCAGGCUGGCCCAAGGAGUACCCUCCCAACAAAAAUUGCAUGUGGCAAGUGAUUGCACCGACCCAGUACAGAAUUUCUGUGAAGUUUGAGUUCUUUGAAUUGGAGGGCAAUGAGGUUUGCAAAUACGAUUACGUGGAGAUUUGGAGCGGCCUCUCUUCGGAGUCGAAGUUGCACGGCAGGUUUUGUGGUGCCGAAGUGCCCGAGGUGAUCACGUCCCAGUUCAACAACAUGAGGAUCGAGUUCAAGUCUGACAACACUGUAUCCAAAAAGGGCUUCAAGGCACAUUUUUUCUCAGACAAAGACGAAUGCUCCAAGGAUAACGGAGGGUGUCAACAUGAAUGCGUCAACACAAUGGGAAGCUACGUGUGUCAGUGCCGUAAUGGAUUUGUGCUGCAUGAAAACAAACACGACUGCAAGGAAGCUGAGUGUGAACAGAAGAUCCACAGUCCGAAUGGCUUCAUCACCAGUCCCAACUGGCCAGACAAGUACCCCAGCAGGAAGGAGUGCACCUGGGAGAUCAGUGCUACUCCAGGCCAUCGAGUCAAAUUAGCCUUCAGUGAGUUUGAGAUUGAGCAGCAUCAGGAAUGUGCUUAUGAUCACUUGGAAGUAUUUGACGGAGAAACAGAAAAAUCGCCAAUUCUUGGACGACUAUGUGGCAACAAGAUCCCAGAGCCCCUAGUGGCUACUGGGAAUAAAAUGUUUGUUCGGUUUGUUUCUGAUGCCUCUGUUCAAAGAAAAGGCUUUCAAGCUACACAUUCCACAGAGUGCGGUGGCCGGCUGAAGGCCGAACCCAAGCCCAGAGACCUGUACUCCCACGCUCAGUUUGGGGAUAAUAACUACCCAGCACAGGUCGACUGUGAGUGGCUGCUGGUGUCAGAACGGGGCUCACGACUGGAGUUGUCCUUCCCGAUUUUUGAAGUAGAAGAGGAGGCUGACUGUGGCUAUGACUACGUCGAGCUCUUCGGUGGUCCGGAUUCAACAGCCGGGGGGCUUGGUCGCUUCUGUGGAUCGGGGCCACCAGAAGAGAUCUAUUCAACUGGGGAUGCAGUUUUAAUUCAUUUCCACACUGAUGACACAAUCAACAAGAAAGGAUUUCAUAUAAGAUACAAAAGCAUUAGAUACCCAGACACCACGCACACCCAAUAACGACUAAUACCAAAACCUCCUCCAGAAAAUAAAGGAAUGUGCGUAAUGGAGAGCAGACAUAUUUUUUAUUAAAUGAAGAUAUUAGCACAAAUGUUUUAUAUAAUGAAUGAUAACAGAAGAAAACUGUAUGACCAGAAUUCUCUCUGUACUGAAAGAGAAGUUUCCAGCAGCUAACCCCGAUCUGCAUUACCAGGAUAUUUGAACUCCAUGCUUGACGGUAUAAAUAAAGCUGGUGAGAGGGCAUCACGUGUUUUGAGGAAGAUUCCACAAGCUUCUGUUCACGGCUUGACACAGAUGCCUCCCAAUUCAGACAGUCAGGGUCAGUGUCUGUGACCCUGCCGAGUGUUCCUUUUGACAAUUUUACAAGAUGUGGGGGAAAGAAAAUGAUCUUGCAGGUCAUAAACUGGAAAACCCUCUCCUUGUUUCUUAGGAUAAUUGCUUUGGCUUUGUGUCUCGGACACAGUGUAAACCAGAUCCGUGGAAGGUGUUGUGAAACAGGAGUCUUAGAGGGUGAUUUGUGCUUUAAAUGUAGGUGGGUCCAAUGUUUGGAAACUGGAAUAUUUCAGCUUCAUUAUUUUCACUUGCAGGCCAGAUUAACCUCUUUGAAACACAAAUGAUCUUGAAACCACUUUAUUUUACUGAUAUUUUGACAAGUUUGAAAUGUCAAAAGUUUCUGUUAUUGCAGUUAAACUGUAGACAUCGUGUAUUUAAUGCUGGAAAGUGCCCAGCUGAUCAAUAAACUCGGUUAUUUCAGUGGAAAUGCUGCCUUUUCACACCAAAUCCAAGAAGCCUUGUGAUGUCUUACGAACUUCAUGAGAAAACUCCAAACAGGUGUGAACAGGAUUCUUCUAAGUGACUGCCAGAUGGUUCAUCCUCGAGUUACCACUGCUGCUAUUGUCCUUCUUCUGUUGUUGAUCUGUUCUAGUUGUUAUCGUUGAUGUUGUUACGAUUAAUGUUGUAUUUUAAAAAGUAAAGUGAAAGUAGACCUUGUAAGAAUUGAAAGAUCUUUCUUUUUGUUCUUCCUGGGAUUCACUUCUUAAGAAUGCAAUGUUGGAAAAAAGAAUUUGUUUCUGAAGGACUUUCUAUGGUGCUAUUCUGUAAACAUUUUUUAAACAAAGUUUUUGACCGUCCAGCCAACCAUCUGUAUACUACAAUUAUCUCCUUGUGUCUGGCUGGUGGCAUCUGAAGACUAAAGACUUGUUAAAAUGUAUCAAGAGUGUGUCAUUGCAAGGGUGGCACUUGUCCUGUGGAACAACUUCUUCUAAUGCCUUAGAAUUCUUGCACACGAUCAGACAUCCUUGUAGAAACACAUCUUUUGAAAUAUUGAACAUAAUAGUAUAUGUUAAUUAGCAUCUUUAUGAAGACAGCCUGUUUUGGGGACAGAAUGUUGGUUAUAAAUAUGUUGACAUGCUUUUGUUGUAGAAAAUGAUGUUCUGCUUUAAAGCCAUGUGUGUUUUUAGUAUUUAUGUAUAUGUGAGCUUGUCUGAGUGAGCGAAGCUAUAAGAAGGUGAAACGUACUGAGUGGACGGUUUGAAAAGUUAAAAUUUAUGUGCCAAGUUCUAUGAGAAUCCUGUUUGAAGGAGCACCUUUCUGAGGAGGCUUCAUGGACAAAAAUGGGAACUUCUAAUUAUUAUCAACCCAUUACAAAAACUGGCUCUUUCCUUCAGAGAAACUCUAUUUUGAUAUUUUUUGAUGUUGAUGUAGAUUGCUCUACGAAGUAGCUGUAUUUCCGUCAGCUGUCCAUGAACACUCAAUAUUAAUAAAGGUGGGGUGUUUUUCUUCAUUUUUACAAAACUAAACUCUACACACAGAUGUAGUUUAUUUGUUUUUCUGUUGUUGCCCUAAAGAAUCUUUUCUUGCAUACAAAUUAUAAUAUGUAAAUACAGUUUUAGAACCAAUCUUUGGAUCUUAUUGAAUGGUAUUUCAGAAAUAUAUAGCUGUUGCCUGCAAAAUAAUGAGUUUUUAGUGGAGCUGAUUUAUUCCAGUAACUUCUAUAUUUCUCACUAAUCUCCAAUUAGCCAAAAUUUAUCAGGAAUGGGAAAGAGAAAAGAAAAAACAUUAACAGCCUGGUACUGGGCACACACACUAGCUCUUUGUACCAGGUAUGUUACCCUUUGAAAACUGUGCUGAUGUUCUCAUUUUGUGGUUCGGAAACUGAAGCUCUCAGAAGGUGUGUGACAUCCGCAAGUCAUAGUGUAAAGUUACAUGCUGAAACCCACCGUGUCCAAUAUAAAAAUCUGUGCUUGUCCUACAAAAUGUAGUAGAAUCAAUCUUGACAGACAUAAAUAGUAGAUUUUUUUAUGAUGAAACUUUUCCACAUUGAGUAAAUUUUAGGGAUGAACUACAGUGAAACCUUCAGGAUAAACCUAUUGUCCCUUUCAGAAACAGCAUGACAAUUUGAAUAUCAGCUGUAGAUAGCUUUAAGGACCACAGUUAGUGCUAGAAAUUUAAAAGAAAGAAACCUGUAGUUCAGCUUAACGAUGACCCACAAACUUCGGACCAACUGAAACCUGUAGUUCAAAGGUAGUAACCACGGACCUUUUGUUAAAAUAAACACAUUAAAUUAUUUUGUCUGCUGUGGUAGGGGAGAUGUAGUGUUCUACUUUAAGAAAUAUUGUGGACAUUCCAGUUGAUAGUAGGCUACAAAGUGCUGCUUCCACAACCGAAACACUGAAGUAAAAAGGUAUUUAGAAAGCAUAUAGAGAGGUUGUCACAACUUAGGUCUUCGAUGUGGACAUGAAUUUCUAUUGUAUCUUCUGUCAUUUCAGUUCACUGCAUAUUUUUAUAUUAACUCAACUUUGAUUUCAAUGUGUUGUUAAAUGCAAAUACAGACAGCUUCAUUGUUUUGUUGAUAAUUGUUACUGUUCUAGACAUUUUAUUAAAUUAAUUGUGUAAAUUAUUUUCAACCCUUGUAUCAGUAUAUUGGUUGUUCUCUGUUUGCCACAGUUCUUUCUCCUGUGCAUUCUGUACACAGAAAAAAAAACUGCUCCCGUGUCAUAUGAUUUUAUUAAGUUAUUUUAAAGUCAUUAAUCGAGUUUAUUAUCAUGCCUUAAUGUACCUGAAUAAAACAACAUUUUUUAAGAAAUGAAUGAAAAGUGGACGUUAUAUUUUCAAAGUCACCAAAAUGUUCCCUGCCUAUUUUAGCUAGAUUUUUGCUCUCUAAGACUAAUGUAUCACAGUAUCAGAUUCAAAUUCUUUCCAGUUUUGUUUUUAAAUAUCUUAGUCUCUUUUGUU